Messenger RNA from Lachancea thermotolerans CBS 6340, 3183 nucleotides. RefSeq names its product GTPase-activating protein BUD2 (gene BUD2). The coding region runs from base 1 to 3183 and encodes 1060 amino acids. NCBI's taxonomy places the organism in Eukaryota, Fungi, Ascomycota, Saccharomycetes, Saccharomycetales, Saccharomycetaceae. Gene Ontology annotation, biological process: regulation of GTPase activity. The record is from RefSeq and is a predicted model, not a curated record. The transcript has a single exon.
AUGGGCACUUCCCAAUUCAAUAUCUCAGAACCUACUCCGUUACGAGAAGGACCAUUUUCCAAUGGCUAUGCUUCCAGUGGGUCUGACCAAUUUUCGGGUAUGAAUUCCACCGAAAGCCUUUUGAUUUCAAACAUCCAGUCAAAUAGAGGACAAUUUAAAGGGGAAGUUCAAUGGUGCAGUAACCUGUCGCUGGACGACUGGAAGACACACUUCUUACAGAUUGAUGAGCGAGGCGCGCUUUGUCACGCUCUCAAUGAAGAAGGCAUAGCAGACCUGCGUGUUGUUACGGAAAAACCUGCGAGUUCCAACAAGCCGAUAUUAAAACAUUUGCAAUCAUGUAAAGUUCAAUUGUUGGACAGUUCAAUGGGUAACCUAUCUGUAAUCAAGGUCGAAACGUACUAUUCUACGAUUUACUUACGGGCCACGGAAAAGAAGACAUUUUUGAGCCUGUUUUCAGCUUUGAUCUUCUGGAAAAGUUUGAAGGAUCGCGGCAUAUUCAACAAAAUAUCAGUCAUUCAGCCUAUAUUUUCUCGACAGCAGAAACCCAUAGACUUACUGGUGUGCCAAUUCAAUAUAUAUGGGCCAAUUCCUAGAAACAAGAAUGUGCCGCUGAAAAGCGGCCUCGCAACUCCACCCCCAAUUGCAGGCGUGUCUGUCAUUGAUGAAAUGGGAUGGUACUCAGCUAUGGGUCGAUUGAGCUCGGACGGCAGACUCGAUUUGCUAUUGCAAAGUGACGGAUCUGUCCUAUGGUCCCUAGACAUUUCUAGCUUGCUGCGAUCAGAAAUUAGGAUUCUGGACCCUUCCCUGUUUCAAAACGAUAACUUCCUAUUCUUAGGAGUUGUUCGCCGCCUCCGAGAUCAGUUGAAAAUCUCUUCCAAUAUCCCGUUUUACUCGAGCACUACUAAAACGCAAGUUAACUCGCAAGCUAUUUAUCUUCAAUUUCCCUUAAGAAUAGACUUGGAGGACUGGUUUGUCGCACUAAACACGUUCGCACAAGUUGAAUCUGUCUCAUUGCUAGGCACAGAUAAGUCGAAUGAACUAAGAAUCUCAAACAGGUUCAAAGUGUCCAUUUUAGAGGCGGACUUCAGCGGAAUCAACUUGAUGAGCUACGAUCAUGAGCGCCAUCAAGAGAUUCUUCCUCGACUUUAUUCUGAUAUUUCCAUUUGGGAUCAUUGCUGGGCAAGAACAUCUAUAGUUACUGACGCCCAAACGCCAUUUUGGAGAGAAGAGUUUGACUUUAACUUUUCAGUAAAGACUUCUCCGGUCUGUGUUGCUGUCAAAAUUGCUCUAGGUGACGAUGGGGAAUACUCUUCUUCUGACAAGACGCUAGGCGUCAUUGAAAUAACCCAGGAAAUGAUCAAUGAUGGCAGCCUUAGCGCUGAAACCAGAAUUCCGCUAUUCGAUGCCGAGAAUAAGCAUUUUCAGUUGGGCACACUGUGCAUCAAAGUGGCAUCAAGCCUCAACGCUAUAUUACCUUCUGUUAACUUUACUAAGUUGGACUCAAUGCUCUCCCGUAUGAGUCUAACGAAAAUGACAGAGUACCUUAAUGAUAUCUCAAUUGCAGACUACUUAAAGCUUGAGGAUUUAUCUGUUGUUUUUUUGGACAUAUUCCAGGCCUUAAACAGGACAAACGAUUGGUUUCAGGCUUUAAUAGAAAAGGAGUUCUCGAAUAUUGAUAACUCCAUUUCAAAAAAUACUAACAAAAACCUGUCCUCAGCCAACAUAUACAGUUCGCUUUUUAGAGGAAACUCUAUACUCACCAAGUCUAUUGAGCGCUACUUCAAUCGCAUUGGCCAAGAAUAUCUUGACAAAGCCAUAGGUGGAACAAUACGGAAAGUGGUUUCGUCAGAUAUGUGCCUCGAAUUAGAUCCGUCUCGCAUCAGAGAGAUUGAUGCCCAGCGAAAGUCAGAAAUCCUCGAAGGCAAUUACUCUCGGCUUUUGAAGGUCGCUGAAGAAUUGUGGUCCCGUAUUUCUAGCACCAGCAACGACCUACCGAUAGGUAUUAAGGAGCAAUUGAAGGCUUUCCGGAAAAACUUGGAGAUUAUAUGCAAAAACGAUGAACUCAAGAGCACAUUAAACUGUAUCUCAGGGUUUCUCUUCCUUCGAUUCUUUUGUCCUGUGAUCUUAAAUCCCAAAUUAUUCCAUAUUGUUGAAAAUCAUCCAGAAGAGGGGCCUAAAAGAACACUCACCCUCCUAACAAAAAUCAUUUUGAAUCUUUCAACAUUGACACUAUUUGGCAAAAAAGAACCAUGGAUGACAAAAAUGAACGAAUUUAUUUUGAAACAUGAAGGCGAGCUGACAGAUUAUAUUGAUAAGGUUACUGAUAAGAAAUUAGACUUCUCGCCAAAAGCGCUCAAGCUCAGUAAUAGUGUUGCUCGACCAAGAGUGGCACUUAAUGAAAGCUGUUUGAAUGAUCUACCCACAAAUCCAUACCUUAUCGACAGAUACCUUCGGGAGACCGAACUAAUAAGUGUUUUAACUAUUUUCAGACGUGAUGAAGAGAAGUCAAUGACAGUCCCGAAAACGGUGAGUAUGAACAGGCUCUCGAAGGAGCCCUCUUCUUCAUUUCCCAGUCCCAUCAUUGAUCAAACAAAAGCCACCAUCGGCGAACUAGAGUUUGAAAAACUCACUGAAAAUAACGCAGAGGUUUUUGGCGAGGACCUAAUGAAGUACUUGAAUAUUGACAAAGCCAACGAUAAUGUUGGAUCAGAGAGCCCUACCGUCGCCGGUUUCACCAUCGAAGAGAAAGACCUAACCAAAACCUUAGAGCAGGAAUCUCUUUUGCUUUAUCACAGACUUGAGCAUCUUACCAAUGUAUUGUCCAACUAUGAAUAUCCUAAUGAAAUCAUCUUAGGGAAGACAGAGUUCGCACUCUUUUUAGUGGAUAAUUUGUACAUGGACAGAAACAACAUCGUUGAGCUUGAUUUGAGUGGCUCGUUUGCCAAGCAAAAUGGUUUAUCGAAACUGUGCUCCGAUUCUUCGCUGUUCAUGAAGGAUUCUGAUCGACAUCAAUCUCCCCCAAACAGUGGUCAGAUUUCGAGAGCCCGCACUGUUAGCCAACGACCCAAUUUAGGAUUCAGCAGCUCUAAAUCGAAUCCGCUUUCCAAGAAAAAGGGAAAGCAGUCUGAAAAUAAGAGCGAUAACAAGCAGGGCUUCAAACUCCUACGUUUUUUCAGAAAAUAA